Molecule: messenger RNA, 1843 nt
Organism: Drosophila novamexicana
Lineage: Eukaryota; Metazoa; Arthropoda; Insecta; Diptera; Drosophilidae
Product: transcription factor stalky
Exons: 2
Coding region: 42-1775 (577 amino acids)
Source: RefSeq, a predicted model, not a curated record
CAAUUAGCAACUCUUGGCGCUCCUGAUAGUGGCUGCAAGUGAUGAAGAAUUUGCUGGUGCCGCUUAACGGCGCCAGUGGCGAGCCAAGCAACAACUGCAAUUUUCACAAAGAUGCGCUGCUUGGUUUUGCAAUCGAGCUGCCCGAUGAGCAGCUGGACAGCGCUGUUAUCCAGCUGCAGGCCGCGGCAGCUGAGCAAAAGCACAACAAUAACAACAGCAACAGCAAUAAUAAUAAUAACAGCAGCAGCAACAACAACAGCAUCGACAACAAUCAUAAUAAUCAUAAUAACAGUAAUAGCGGCGACUACCAUCAGUCGCUGCUGAACUGCGUUGACUUUUUGCCAUCUGCUGUGGCGCCGCCACAUCUAACCGAAUGCUAUCAGUUUGAUGCAGAUGCCGCUGCUUCGGAGCUGGUAAACGUGGCCAACAAGGACUGCGACUCAUUGGCCAAACUAGCCUACAAUCUAUACCGCCUGGCCAAAGAGGAUCACAUUGUGAUUGAUCGCAAGCGCAACGAGGUCGUGCGCACGGAUGCCGUUACCCACCAGAAGACCAUCUAUCGCUGCAUGGAUCCCGUAGGCAUGGGCAUGCAACCACUUCAGAGCAGUCGUUCAGCAGCGAUGACAACGUCUUUAAAAGUGAACCGUUCGCGCAAACGCACGGCGCCAGCAGGCAAAGCCGUCCCGACAAAGGCGCCAUUGUCCAUUGCAGCGCCAAGCGAUACUGCGAACAAAGCCACGAAUGAGCCGAUCCCUGCCUCAGAUGCGGAUACUAUGCUGCGGACGCGUUCCGGACGCAUUAUACGCGCCGCCUUGCCACAGCCGGCCACAGCAGCGCCAAAUUCGGCGCAGAUGUUGCAGCUGCUUGUAACAGAGCUGAGGGACAAAGACUAUCGUGCACCGGCAAUAGCUGCUGAGCCAGAAGAGCCGCCAGCCGUUGAGGUGGUGGUGCAAAGGGAGCGCGCUGUGCCGCCAAACGCAAUCUGUCCGGGCUGCAGCAAGAUUUUUUUGGGCCGUCGCUUGCAGCGUCACUACGUCAAGUACCCAGAGCAUAUGCCCAGCGCCAUCGCCGCUCGACAGCAGCAAGAGCAGCAACAGCAACAGGAACACGCGCAACCAACACAACAGCAGCAUCAGCAAUUGGCCCAAAGCUAUGUGCCGACACUGUUUGGACUGUUGACGGCUCAGCUGCAGCGAUACGGACAUCUGAGCGAGGAGCAGCGCGCCGAUCUUUUUCUGCAUGAGUUGAAUGAUUUUGUGGAGCAGCUGCAUCUGCGUAGCACGCGACUCAUACGCAACACAUCCGGUCUGCAUUUUGUGAAUGCACGCAUUGCACGCGUGCUGGGCAUACCCGAGGGUCAGUAUGCGCUGGACAUGUCGGCAAUGGAAUCGGCGCAGGCGCCCACACCGGAACCGGAAUUGCAACAACUGUUGCAUGCCAGCACUGUGCCAAGUGCACGCAAUCUGGUCGAUUAUCCGGGCUUGAGCAUGUCCCUCGACGACACGCUGACCGAUGAAGCUGCUCAACGUUUAAAUCUGUCCGCUGGCGGCAAGUUGCUGCCACCAUCCGAGGAGAGCCUGUUGCGCAACGUUGGCGAUCUUAUGCAGCCACCGGUGGCAGUGGCGCCGCCCAACGUUGGCCAUGUGGCGGGCGCAAUGCUGCCACAUUACGAUCAUGCCAGCGACAAUGCCGUCGAGGCGCUCAGCAUGAAGGAGACGCCCAAUGCGGCUAUUUUGGAUCUCAAUGUUGAUUUCUUCCAAUUUAACAACAACUAGAUAAUUAUACACACACACACACAUACACACACACACUCACACUCCCACACGCACACAUUUUAAAACAA